Aspergillus caelatus is the source of this 2114-nucleotide messenger RNA. RefSeq lists its product as uncharacterized. The transcript is spliced from 2 exons. The record is from RefSeq and is a predicted model, not a curated record. Bases 566 to 2068 code for a protein of 500 amino acids. Lineage: Eukaryota; Fungi; Ascomycota; Eurotiomycetes; Eurotiales; Aspergillaceae. Gene Ontology annotation, molecular function: hydrolase activity, hydrolyzing N-glycosyl compounds.
GCUAGAUACAUGGCUAUGGGUACUAAAUAAAUGUCAUGAGUCAUGGCCGAGUAAAACGCUCAGCCGGGAAUGAUAUUAACAUAUUGACUGACAUCAUCCAAGACCCAGUUUAGGCUGCACGGUGUGCCGAGAGAGUCAGGAAACGGUGCAGAGUUCGCUAAACAGUGGUUAAAAUUUCCUAUUUCGGACUUAUGAACGGCAUCUCAUCCAACUUUUCCCAAGAAUAUGACCAGUCAGAGAGCAGCCCGCCGUUCCCCGUGGAGUAUUUUCUCCACUUUAUCCCACAUGGCUUUGAGAAAUGUGGGGUUCUUUCAAUCGGAAUUGUCGGACUGCCAUGGAAAUAUGGAGGGAAUGGGGUAUGACGGUAGGGAACCGAGAAUCGUUCAGGCUUGCCGUGAUCGGCCGGUUAGGAUAUGCAUCUUACAAUCCCGGGGUCAUCUCGGAUCCAAAGUCGGCUCUUCGGCGGGAUAUAUAAAACCAGGGUUUUUUGCGUGAUCCUUCCUUUCCUCUCCAGACGGUGGUUUUUUUUUCAUUUCCAUUAUCCCCCAUUUUAGCCAUAAACAAGAUGGUAGCGUCACUACUGAGACUUACAGUCCUCGGGACGCUGGCAGUGCAGGCCGUCUGCAAGACUGUCAAUACGUCGUCCCUCUUGUCCUACCAAGACAAACCACGGGUGUUCAUCCUAUCAGAUAUCUCGAAUGAACCGGAUGACCAAGAGUCCUUGACACGGUAUCUCCUCUACUCUAACCAAUUCAAAACUGAGGGCCUCGUCGCCUCGACAUCCACUUGGCUCAGAGAUGCAGUGCACCCAGAGGAUAUGCUGCAGGUGAUUAACGCCUAUGGAAAUGUCACCGAUAACCUUAACAAGCAUGCUCCUCCCGAUGCCCAGUAUGCCUCCGGAGAUUACUUCCGGAGUAUCCUACGCAGCGGCGCAGCAACCUAUGGCAUGAAAGCAGUGGGAAGCAACGUCACACUUAGCGACGGCGGAAAGCUCCUUCUCCAACGUCUCCAGUCCCCAUCCGAGAAGCCCCUCUGGGUCCUCGCUUGGGGUGGUACAAACGUUCUGGCUCAGGUGUUGUAUAAGAUCCACCAGAACUACUCAUCCGAAGACGCGGCUGCCAUGCGUUCCAAGUUGCGCGUGUAUGCCAUUUCCGAUCAAGAUGACACGGGUCCCUGGAUCCGUCGGAACUACCCAGAUAUCUUCUACAUUUCCUCCACCCACGGAUGGAACCAAUACGGUAUGGCAACCUGGAUUGCCAUCUCCGGCGAGACGUACUACAACAAGGAUGAGGGUGGUCCAAAUUCGACCACAGUGACUCAUGAGUGGCUCCGCGACAACAUCCAGGUUGGACCCUACGGUAGUGUCGCCUAUCCCGAUUUCAAGUUCAUCAUGGAAGGGGAUACUCCUACCUUCCUGUAUCUGAUCCAGAAUGGGCUGGGUGACUCUGAGAACCCCGGAUAUGGAUCUUGGGGUGGAAGAUAUACCAAAGUGGAUCCAUCAACAGCCGUGAACUACAACCACUAUAGUGAUGCAGCGGAUCGCGUGGUGGGUCUUAACAACAAGACCUUCAGCUCCAACUAUGCUACUAUUUGGAGAUGGCGUGACGCCUACCAGAACGAUUUCGCCGCUCGCAUGCAAUGGACUCUCCCAGCGAACACUAGCAAGGCGAACCACCACCCCGUUGUCUCUGUUAACGGAAGCAAGGAAUUGGCCCCGUUUAAGGUGACGGCUGAAGCAGGCUCGACGAUUAACCUCGAUACUGCUGGUACUUAUGAUCCCGAUGGUGACAAGUUGUCGUACAACUGGUUCCAGUACGAAGAGCCGGGCUCCGAUGAUUGGAACGUGGCAGGACAGGUCCCUGCAUUAAACUUGACAAUUGCGAAGAAUGGCCAACAGGUACAGGUGAAGAUCCCCGCUUCCGAGGACAGCUGUAAUGGAAAGGGGGACAACCCUUCUGGCUGUUGGUUGUUGCAUUUGGUUCUGGAGGUUAAGGAUAAUGGCAUUUAUCCCUUGACAACUUAUCGUCGGGUGCUGAUCCAGACUACUAACCAAACGAUCUCUACGUGAUAUGUUUGCACCUAUGCAUACUCCUGUAAUAGAUAGCUUGUCAAAG